AUGGGAGACGAAGGCCAUCCUGCUGCAGCGGCCGCACAUCGACGGCAAGUCCUAGAAGCUGUUCAGCGAGCAGACGCUGUGCUCAGCGCCAACUCGGGCGAUAGAUCGACUAGUGUGGAUGCAUUGUUGGACCUUCGACGUCUCGCUUUUCUCCCAGGCGGUUUUCGUUCAAACGACUUGCGAAAACGUGUGUGGCCGGUCUUGCUGGGUUACUCGUCUGAAGACAUUGCUGCAUUUUACGCCGCGCAUCGCAUCAAGUUGCAGCAACCGCCGUUUGCGUCCACCUCCCACCGCGACGACAGCCAAGUCCGUCUGGACGUCAACCGAUCCAUGGGAAUGUCUCGGUGGACAGACGUAGCAAGUCUCAAGCGCGGCAGUAAGCGCAAGGCUCUUUUCUCCCUUCUCCAUGCCACCCUCUGCAUAUCACCAGACGCGCACUACUUCCAAGGGUUCCACGACGUUGCAAGCGUCUUCCUCCUGACAGUGGGCAUGCCACUUGCUGUUCCGCUUCUCACUCGCAUGAGCACAAGCUACAUGGUCGAGCCCAUGCGUACCAACCUGGACACUGUGUUGCCGCUCUUUUCGCUACUCUACCCGCUGAUUGCCACGCAAGACCCGAGCUUGGCCAAGCACAUUGCAGGUUCCGUGGACCAUGCGUACUUCGCCCUUCCUUGGAUCCUCACCUGGUUUGCCCACCAAGUCGACGCGCUCCAUGACGUGGCGAGAUUGUACGAUGUUUUGUUGGCAUCGCACCCAAUAUUCCCGCUGUAUGUGGCCGCAACGCUGCUCCUGAAAAAUCGAGCCACGAUUUUGGCGGUGGAGCCGGACUUUGCCGAUCUGCACUCGACACUGCAAUCCCUUGGCCACGGCAUCAUGGACGAUGUGGAAGGCGUUCUCGAAGCGGCAAACGAUCUCUUCCACAAUAUUCCUCCAAGAGACAUUGUAGAAACCGCGGCCGCGUCGACCGCUGCUGUGCGGCAGUCCACAUACAUGUCAUAUCCACUCCCUCACCAGAGGCGCCUUGGAGUUGCCGACGAUGCCGCGACCCAUGGAGCGAGGAGACUGGAUCUCAUGCAGUACGGCUUGGUCUGUGGAGUCGUGGUCGGUGUCGUCGCCGUCGCCGCCGCGAUUCUGCCGUCCUUUCGCAGACAACACCACUUACAAUCAAGUUGAAUGGCAUACGUAAAUAAUUUAAUUUUAAUUAUUCCAGCCC
Molecule: messenger RNA, 1213 nt
Organism: Aphanomyces invadans
Lineage: Eukaryota; Oomycota; Saprolegniomycetes; Saprolegniales; Verrucalvaceae
Exons: 6
Coding region: 1-1173 (390 amino acids)
Biological process (GO): endoplasmic reticulum to Golgi vesicle-mediated transport; positive regulation of GTPase activity
Cellular component (GO): endoplasmic reticulum membrane
Molecular function (GO): GTPase activator activity
Source: RefSeq, a predicted model, not a curated record